Molecule: messenger RNA, 4075 nt
Organism: Syzygium oleosum
Lineage: Eukaryota; Viridiplantae; Streptophyta; Magnoliopsida; Myrtales; Myrtaceae
Product: disease resistance protein RPV1-like
Exons: 11
Coding region: 100-3693 (1197 amino acids)
Biological process (GO): regulation of DNA-templated transcription; signal transduction; defense response
Cellular component (GO): CCAAT-binding factor complex
Molecular function (GO): ADP binding; DNA binding; DNA-binding transcription factor activity
Source: RefSeq, a predicted model, not a curated record
UAUCCAAAACCUCAGCUCAUUUCUUAGCUAGGCCACGCAACAUCAACCUUUUUUCUCUUUAGGUGAGAGACAAAUCUGGAAGUAGUAAGCUUCCUACCUAUGGCAAACUCAGAGGCCGGAACGAGUAGUGAUGCUGCACGAGCAUCAAGAGAUGAGUACCAAGUGUUUUUGAGUUUUAGAAGAUCCGAUACUCGUCAUGGAUUCACAGACUUCCUUUACCACAACUUGGUAGAUGCCGGAGUCUGUGUAUUCAAGGACGAUGAUGAACUUCGCAUUGGCAAGGUGAUUAGUGAGAAUCUUCUACAUGCUAUCAACAACUCCAUACUCUAUAUACCCAUAUUCUCUCGGACUUAUGUUUUCAGUAAAUUGUGCCUCCAAGAGCUUUCACUCAUAGUAGAAAAUGUCUCUAAGUCGGAGGACCAAAAAAUUAUCAUUCCCAUUUUUCUUGAUGUGGAACCUGAGGAUGUCAAACUUAAGACUCCACUUUAUAGCAUUGCCUUCGAGAAACACAAGGAGGACUUUCCUGAGGAAGUCGAAGCGUGGAGAAAGGCUCUCUCAGAAGUCGAUGAAAUCAAGGGAUGGAACGUGAAAAAGGACCAAAGCCCAGGAGCGAUUGUCAAAUUAGUUGUUGAAAAGGUUUUGGAGAAGCUGGAGAUAAAACGAAAAUCAGUGACUGACCAUUUACUUGGACUUGAUAAUCGGGUAAAACACUUGAUGGAGUUAUUAGAUGUUGACCAUCGGGAUGUGCGGCUCAUUGGAAUUUAUGGAAAGGGUGGUAUCGGUAAAACAUCUGUUGCCAAGGUUAUUUUCAAUCAACUAUCUUCCCACUUUGGAAAGUGUUGUAGCUUUAUUGAGAACGUUCGAGAAAGCUCGUUGACCAUGGAGGGCUUAGUCCAGUUGCAAAGGAAAUUUCUAUCUGACAUUGCUGGUUUUGGAUCUGCCGAACGACUAAUGGAUAGUGAACAAACAAUGAGUAGGAUUGAAGACACACUCAGCACUAAGAAGGUCCUUGUAGUUAUGGAUGAUGUUGAUAAAAAAGAACACAUUAAGAAACUAAUAGGAGGUUAUUCAUUACAUUCAGGAUCUAGGAUAAUCAUUACAGCGAGAAACAAGAUUGCUAUGAAUGUUAAGGGACUUAAAGAAGAAAUUCUGUGGUAUGAGAUGCCAAAGAUGGAUGAUGGUCCUGCACUUCGGCUUUUUUGUCGGCAUGCCUUUGGUAGAGAAUUUCCGUCAGAUGAUUAUCAUGGGCUUUCAAGUAAAAUUGUCUCAAGUACAAGAGGGCUUCCUUUGUCGAUAGAAGUAAUAGGUUCGUUACUUAAUGGGAAAGACGAAGCAUUUUGGAAAAAAACACUGGUCAGGUUAAGGGAAGUACCUAAAGAAGACAUUCUAGAGAUGUUGAGGAUUAGCUAUGAUAGCCUAGACAAAUAUCAGCAACAAAUUUUUCUCGAUAUAGCAUGCUUCUUUUUCAAUGAAAAUAAGACCGAUGCAAUUUACAUGUGGGCCGAGUGUCAAUUUUAUCCCAUGAGAGGACUUAAAGUCCUUACUGAUAGGUGCUUGAUAAAGACAUUGGAUAGUGAUAGGAUCUGGAUGCAUGAUCAAUUAAUAGACUUGGGAAGGCGUAUUGUUCGUCAAGAAAGUCCAUUCAAUCCAGGAAAGUGCAGUAGGUUGUGGAAUGCAAAAGAGGCCCUUGAAAUCAUAAGAACCAAAAAGAGGAAGGACAAGGUUCAAGCACUUAAGAUAAUUAGAUUUGGUGACUCCAUAGAGAUUACAGAUGAAGACUUUGAAAGGUUACAAAACCUAAGAUUCCUCGAGCUAAACUGGGGAACUUAUGCUGGGGACUUUGCAAGAUGUCAUUCAAAUUUGAGAUGGUUUUCUUGGCAUUCUCCUCGGGACUUUAGGGCAGACAAUAUGUACUUGGACCGUCUUGUUGUUUGUAAACUUGACACUAUUGACUUCAAGGACGACUCGAAAGCAUGGGACUUAAUCAAGAGGGCACAAACUUUGAAAGUUCUAUCUAUUACUCGGUGUUCUGGCCUAACGACAAUCCCAGACUUCUCCAAUUGCUCACGUUUAGAAAGGUUGACUCUUGCGGACUGCUUCAGUCUAGAGAGAAUUGAGAGCUUCAUUGGGGAUAUAGGGUCGUUGAUUGAGUUAAAGAUCGAAGAGUGUAGGGGUCUCAUAGAUUUGCCUGAAGAACUUGGGGCACUGGUGAAGCUUAGGCACUUCUCGUUGUUGGGAUGUAGAGGGUUGAGAGAACUUCCAGGCUCACUUGGAAAUUUAACCUCAUUGACAAAGUUGGACUUAUCAGGUACGAGCAUUGCCAAACUUCCAAACUCCAUUGGAAAGUUGGAAUUAUCAGGUACAAGCAUUGCCAAACCUCCUGGAAUGCCUUUGUUGAGUUAUGGACAGGAGAUUCCUCUGGAUACAUCAAACUUUGAAUCCAAGUCAGACAAGACUGGCGGCGGGGAAAAGGCAACAUUAUGGGGGAGGAGCAAAGAAUCUUGCAACCAGGAAAUGGAAAAGGUGAAAUUCGGAUUCCUUCCAACCGAGGAAGAACUUGUUAAUAACUACUUGAUGAGCAAGGUACUUGGACACACCGAUGGUGGCGUCAUCCCCGAGCUCGAGGAUUUCUAUGCACAAGAUCCUUGGGAUUUACCUAGAUUGUAUCAAAAAAUAUCGAAUAUUCCAUCGGAUGGGUGGGAUUGGUACUUCUUUUGCCCUUCUCCUUACCUAGCUCAAAAUAGCGACAGGGUCAAAAGGCAAACAAGAAGCGGUAAAUGGAAAAUCACAUGCCUAAAGGACAAGAUAAAAACUCGAGACACAAAGGCUUUAAUAGGCACCAAAAGGAUAUUGGUCUUUUACAAGGGUCGCACCAAAACUGGAUGGGUGAUGCAUGAGUAUCACAUGAAUCCCAAUCUUCUUAAUGGAUACUCCUCAGCUCUUCAGAUACCAUAUAUCCUUUGUCGCUUGAAGAGGAAACCAAGUGAAAGCUUGGAGAUUUCCCCAAGUUUUGAAGUAGGUUCAAGUGUAACUCAUGACACUCCAGUUGCUUCUCAACAUGGGUUGACAGAGGAGACAGACCAGGAGACUGAAGGCGGGGAAAGUUCCACAGCGACGAGCGAAGAAUAUUGCACUGAGGAACAGGAAAAGGCUUAUCCUUUUGUCGUACAAGGGCAGGCUCAUCCUUUUGCCGGAAAUCCCUUUGCCCUUGACCGGGCUGACCAGGCAGAAGGGCCUAUUUAUGUGAAUGCUAAGCAAUAUCAGGGGAUUUUGAGACGAAGACAAGCACGUGCUAAAGCUGAGGCUCAAAACAAGCUGAUCAAAGCUAGAAAGCCGUAUCUUCAUGUGUCGCGGCACCUGCAUGCCAUGAGAAGACCCAGGGGGAGUGGAGGGCGGUUUCUUAAUAUAAGUAAAACCAAUGCUUCGAAUGAUGCAGCUGAAGAGAAGGGCACGAACUCUGGUCCGGCUCUGUCUUCCCAAUCUGCCAGUUCAUUGGGCUCUGAACCUUUGGCACCCGACUCCUCUGAAACCUGGGAAUCAUCUAGUAGUCACAUGGCAGGAAGGUCGCAAGCAAGGGUGUCAACCGUUCCGUUCGGUACCGGUUUUCGGGGACUCCAAAUUGAACCGAACCAUUCGGGUGAGCAGCUGAACCGAACCGAACUGAAUCGCGACCUGAACAAAAUACGACCCUAGUUCGGUUCGGUUUUUCGGUUUUCUCUUUUUCUUUUUUAUGAGAAAAACACCUUUUCUAUUCUAAUUUACUUUUCUUGUGUUUGUUUUGUUUUUAUUUGGGUGGGGGCAGGGGACUAGACUAGUCUGGUCUAAAAAAAGUAGAAUAAAAGAACAGCUGAACUAAUUUACAUAAUUAUGACCAAAAUAAACGGGGAAAAAACAAAGGGUGGCUCCUCAAUGGGUGUGUAAUCUGUAUUGUAAGAGCAACUUAGCAGAGUUAAAAAUAAGAGGGAAGACACUUUAUCAUUUACAUAAUUCAAUUCGCUUGCAGUUGCUCUUGUUGGUGGGGCGUCAAUUCGUUUGAGUUUCAUUUUUAACAUGAUGUAGUCUCGAGUUGCAUCUC